Messenger RNA from Poecilia latipinna (sailfin molly), 2349 nucleotides. Its product is annotated as granulins-like. The transcript has 5 exons. NCBI's taxonomy places the organism in Eukaryota, Metazoa, Chordata, Actinopteri, Cyprinodontiformes, Poeciliidae. Bases 1428 to 2063 code for a protein of 211 amino acids. Gene Ontology annotation, cellular component: extracellular region. The record is from RefSeq and is a predicted model, not a curated record.
UGCUUCCCCCCCCCCCUCUCUCCCACUUCAUACCUCACAUUACCCACCACUACACAAGGCUGUUCUGCCGGUGCCUGUGUCAUGCAUGUAGUUCCUGAUGUCUUGCCAGCCUCAUAUUGAAGUUGGAUCUGUUAUAGGAUGUUAGCCACACAGGUAAUAGUGAACUCAAGAGAUUCUUGUUUUGUUCAGCGAGAUGUUACAUUGCAGUGUAAACGUAUUCAACAAAUAAAAAGUGUUGUUUUAACUUUUUUUUUUUUUUUUUGGCUUUAUCUGGUUGGAACUUCAAGUGUAAUACAAGUGAUGACUUUCUUUUUUUCGUGUGGGUGUGAUUGUGUAACAUAUUUGACACCACAAUAUCGUCCAGGCCAAGUUUCACUUAAAAUAAACUCCUAAAUGUUUUAUGUGUACAAGUAGAGCUAAAAACAUGAAAAUACUGUAGGAAAAAAAAUCUAUAUUACAUCAGUCAUUUAAGAAAGAAGUAUGUCGAUUUUUUUUUUUACACUUUGAAAUAUUUCAGGUCUUUAUUGUAAUUUGUAUAACUAUGGAUAAAUUGGAAAAAAAAACUGUUUUAGACAACUUGUGAAAAACAGCAUAUUUGUAGGAAUUUGAGGGGAUGAAAAGCAUUUGGUAGGAAAAUGUGGAACAUGGAUAACUCCAGUCUUUUGAUGAUUUGAUGAGCAAAAUCCAUUCAACAAUUUGGUAGAUCUUCACGAGAAGUGAAGUGAAUUAAGAACCACUUCGUACAGACAAAUUCUGUAUACAAGCUAAAAUGUUGCAUUUCUUGUUAUCGGGUCACUCAUGAACCACAAAUGAAGUCGGAAGCAGAUAAUUUACCCAACAGUCGUGUAGAAAUUGCAUCAUUGUGCGGUGACAUGAAUGUAAAAAAAGAUUUAAGAGUGUUUCAGAUUUGCUGGAGAUGAAACCCCUUGCACUUAAAAAUAAAACAGACUUAGCUACUAAGACUUCUGGGGAAUUUGUACCUUAAAGUAAAUUAUGUAAACCUAGAGAAAUCUGUGCAUGAGAUGAGACUAAAUCAUUAAAGUUGCGCUGCUUUAAAAGCAAACCUGAUUGUGUAAUUGAAACCAUUGCACAAGCUCAGGGUGAUGUAGGAAAAGUUCCCAGUGGGGUGAAGAAAUCCAGGUUUAUUAGACUCAGUCAACAAUGUUUUGAAGCGCUAUUGUGCUUGAGUCUUGUGACUGGGAAACGGUGUGAUGUACCAAAGGUCAAUAAUGCCACCUCGUAAUGUAUGUCAUGCUCCUCGAGAUAGGUUUUUGUGGGAGUGUUUUCCACCCUGCAAAUAAUUAAUCAACAGACCUAAAGAAGGGCUUUUCCGGCUUUGUAUCAAUGGGAGUGUCUGGUGUUGCAUAUAAAGAGCAACUUGCCAACCUUGUGACUAGAAGCUGUUGUAUUCACUUCGUGUGCAGAAGAUGUUGAGCACCACUUUGUGGCUGUGUGUCGGAGUCUUCCUGUGGGGCUCUGCUUUCUGUGACGUCAAAUGCCCCGAUGGGACUACCUGUGCUGAUUCGUCGACAUGCUGCCUGACUGCUCAUGGAUAUGGCUGCUGUCCAUAUCCAAAGGCUGUGUGCUGUACUGACAAGGCCCACUGCUGUCCCUACGGAUAUCGCUGUGACCUUGCCACGCAGAUGUGUGUGAAGCAAUACCAGCCAUGGAUCAGGAUCCCGAUGGUGGAGAAAGUGGCUGCGGAGGUUCCGAGCACACCCGAUCUGUCUCUGAUCCCCUUGAAGGACGUUGAAGACGACAACGUCCCUGACCAGAUAAAGAGCACAGUCGUCUACUGUGACAACUAUUAUUAUUGUCCUGAUGGCACGACUUGCUGCAGACAUCCGAAGGGCGCCUGGUUCUGCUGUCCAUACUCACCUGGGAGAUGUUGCCUGGACGGCUACCACUGUUGCCCGUACGGUUACGACUGUGAUUUCACUUACACUCACUGCAUCAGGCAAGGCCUGGAGUAUCCGUUCAACUACAAACAAGCUCUGACUUCAGUCCCAGCCUCUUUCCUUGCAGCUGCUGAAGACCAAAACCAUGAGCAGGAGGGUUUCUGACGAUCAGCGUAAAAUUAUGGAGCCUCCUUCUCCACCACAUGCCGGAGACGGAAGACGACGACCACAGGAACACACCAAAAAUACUCAAAUCACAUUAUUCGUUUUUACUUGGCCACUUUUUUCUCUAAUGAUAGGCAAACAUUCCCAAUAAAAUCUCAUUGUGUCUCACUGUCUCGCUCAGGUUGUGUACUGAUGAUCACGACUGUCGUAUAUAAUCUUCCUGCCUUUAUGUUACUUCAGGUGAAUGUUUAGCUGCAAGGAACAAUAAAGCAUUCAUGUGACUUUC